This is a messenger RNA of Aspergillus mulundensis, 1491 nucleotides long. RefSeq names its product c-14 sterol reductase (gene erg24B). The record is from RefSeq and is a predicted model, not a curated record. The transcript has 2 exons. Bases 1 to 1491 code for a protein of 496 amino acids. Gene Ontology annotation, cellular component: endoplasmic reticulum membrane. Lineage: Eukaryota; Fungi; Ascomycota; Eurotiomycetes; Eurotiales; Aspergillaceae. Gene Ontology annotation, biological process: ergosterol biosynthetic process. Gene Ontology annotation, molecular function: Delta14-sterol reductase activity.
AUGACGUCCAAAAAAGCCAAAACCCCUGUCCCUAUACAACCAGUCCCGGAAAAGCGAGGCUACGAGUUCUUUGGCCCGUACGGCGCGUUUGCGAUCACCUUCGGUCUCCCUGUCCUCCUCUUUGCCUUCACCUUUCUGUGCAACGAUGUCUCCGGUUGUCCCGCGCCAUCCCUCCUACACCCCUCCACCUUGACGCUCGAUAAAUUGAAGGAGGAAGUUGGCUGGCCCGAGGGAGGAAUCUCCGCGCUCUACGAUACCCGGGUUCUUCUGUGGGUGCUGAGCUAUUACCUGCUGCAGCUAGCGCUGUACAUCGCUCUACCAGGGCCGGUGGUGGAGGGGACCGAACUGGCUUGCGGAGGCAGACUGCGAUACAAGUUCAAUGCUUUCCCUACCGCUGUGCUGAUCCUGUCCGGCUUGGCUGCUGGUACCUACUUGUAUGGCGCCGACUUCGUCGUCUGGACAUUCAUCUGGGACAACUAUCCGCAGGUCAUCACCGCGAACUUGAUCAUCUGCUCGUCGCUCGCGGCUUUCGUCUACCUGAAGAGUUUCUACGUCCCAGCACCCGGCAAGCCCAACCCUGAGCUCCGGCAGCUGGCCCCCGGCGGACACUCCGGCAAUGUGCUGUAUGACUUCUUCAUCGGACGUGAACUAAACCCCCGAGUGCGGCUCCCGAUUCCGUUCAUCGACGAGGCCUCUCGAACAAUCGAUAUCAAGGUCUGGUGCGAGAUGCGCCCUGGCUUGCUAGGAUGGAUCAUCAUGAACCUGUCCAACAUCGCCCGCCAGUACAGGACAUACGGAUACGUCACCGACUCCAUUGUCCUCUCCACCGCACUUCAGGCGUUCUACGUCCUGGACGGUCUUUACAUGGAGCCCGCGCUUCUGACCACCAUGGACGUGAUCAUGGACGGCUUUGGCUACAUGCUCUCAUUCGGUGACCUCGUCUGGGUUCCCUUCGUCUACAACCUUCAAACCCGGUACCUCGCGAUGUUCCCCUACGAACUCGGUCUGCAGGGCGUCGCCCUCGUCCUCGCCCCCACAGCCGUGGGCUACAUGAUCUUCCGCGGUGCGAACAACCAGAAGAACCGCUUCCGUACCAACCCCAACGACCCGCGCGUCAAGGACAUCAAGUGCAUCGAGACUGCGUCUGGGUCCAAGCUCAUGACCUCCGGCUGGUGGGGUCUAGCCCGGCACAUCAACUACCUCGGCGAUUGGCUGAUGUCGUGGUCUUACUCGCUGCCCACCGGAAUCUCCGGCUUCGUCAUAAUCAACAGCGUCAACCCAUCUACUGGCGAGGUGGAGAAGCAAGCCGUCCAGACGCCGGAAUCCCGUGGUGCAGCUCUCCUCGUCACUUACUUCUUCCUGAUCUACUUUGGUGUCCUCCUUAUCCACCGUGAGCGUCGUGAUGAGGAGAAGUGCAAGAGAAAGUACGGCAAGGACUGGGAUAGAUAUACUUCCCUUGUUCGCAGCCGGAUCAUCCCGGGUAUCUACUGA